Phyllotreta striolata is the source of this 594-nucleotide messenger RNA. NCBI's taxonomy places the organism in Eukaryota, Metazoa, Arthropoda, Insecta, Coleoptera, Chrysomelidae. The record is from the annotation of a GenBank genome assembly.
AUGAAUGCUCGAAACACCAUAAUAUCUUCGAUCAAAAUGCCAGUGGAAUUGAUACCGGUGAACCUGAAGCCCGACCACAUGGGCGCCGGUCCGGCCAUACCCUUGAAAUACAACCCGAACUACCGACUGGACCACUUCUACAAGUACAAGCACGAGACCAUCAGCCGGAUGCCGCCGUACCAUUACAAAUGGGGCGGCAUGGACUACAAAUACACCCCUCACAACGACCGAUCGGUGUACAAAAAGCGCGAGGGGUACUACUACAUACCCCCUACGAAAGUCUCCAUGGUGGAUAGGGGUCGAUUGAAGGAAAUCGACGAUUUCUACACGGUCUCCCAGUUGCACAGGGACAAUUACAGGGACGACACGGACACGUUGUACCCCAUGCGGUACUUCAAACGGGCGGAGUACGUGUACCAGUGCCCGCCGAACACGACGUCGCGGUACUUCUCUUACCCGGAGUACCACGUGAAGUACAAGCAUCCGUACGUGGUGCCGUUGACUUUGGGCAGGACCGUGAGGCCCACUUUGUUGCCCGAUAGGGCGCUCACGGGCGUGUUCGCGCCCUCCAGCACGUUCACUUGGAAGAUUUGA